AUGAGGUCGUCGUCGGGCCGCACGAAUGCGGGAGCCGCCGGGAUGGGGUUCACGUCGCCGAGCGACGCAGACGCCGCCGAGGCGCGUCGGCUCCAACGCGCCGCAUUGUUGCAAGCGCGCGGCGGGCCCAAUUCUAUGGAGAAGCGAUUCCUGCGCUUUAUAUCGGCCGGAACCUUCCUGGAUUCUGCCACUUUAAGCUCCGUCGCGCCGAUCCUCCCGGGCUACGCGCGUCGCUUCGGCCUGACGCAGCACGCCGUCACGCUGCUCCUCGCGGCGCGCAACGUCACGUCCGUGCUCGCGUCGCUCCCCAUAGGCGUCCUCCUCCUCUUAAUCUCCGUCCCCACCAUCUUCGCCGCGACCUUCUCUCUCUCCACCCUCGCCUCUCUCUCCCUCGCGUUUCCGAUCGCCGGGGCGGGUUCGCUCGCCGCUGCCCUGGUGCUUCAGGGCGUCGCCACCCAAUCCGUGCGCAGCGUCGGGCUUUUUUUUGCUGCCCGGGUUUGCGGGUCCGGCGCGUCAUUGGACGAGGUGGUGGACCAGCUGGCGCAGAAGGGCAGCGAGGGGCUGCACAAACUUUUGGGCUCGGGCAGGCUGUGGACUGCCCGGGGAAGGACGUCGUUAAGUUAUGGUUUGAUGGGGGAUGGGAGGAGAGGGACGAGCAGCCUUAGCGGCAUCAGCAACACUCCGUACGAGCGUCUCACCCCUUCCCAGCAGCAGCAGCAGCAGGAGCAGGAGGAGGAGGAGGAGGAGCAGCUGCAGGAAAUAGAGGGGCAGGGUUGGAGGGAGUUUUCAGGAGGAAGCGUUUCGGGACUGAGCGGAAGAGAGACACAGGUGUUCCGAUCGGCAGCAGCAGAUUACUCCCUCACAGGCACCCACUUCCCCACCACCUUUGCAGACGGCAUGGACGGCACCCCCUCUGGAUCCUCCUCUGCAGCUUCCUCCGCAGCUUCCUCUGCGGAAUCCUCGCUGCUGAUCGGCGUGAUUGGCUCGUUGCUCGGGUGGGCGUCCCUGGGAACGCUCAUCGGGCCGCUCUUUGGCUCGUUCGCUUACCAGUACCUCUCCCCGUGGAUCGCGUAUCUCGUUGCGGCUGUGGCUGCGGCUGUGCUCUCGUUCCUCUCCUUCCUGCUCUCCCCUGAAGCGCACUCUCUUGACCGCCUCGAGUUUCAGUUCCGCUGGCGCAAGAAAAAGCAGCAGAAGCAGCAGCAGCAGGAGCAGGAAGAGAUGGAAGAGCAGGAGGAACCGCAGCUGCAGCAACAGGGUAACCCAUCGUCCUACGCUCUCACAAAUACCUCCUCGAACCCCCCUGGUGGCGUUGAUACCUUGCAGUCUUCACCCAGCCCUGUGUCAUUAGGCCUCGCCUCUGGCUCCACAGCACAACCAGGCCCUGACUCCAUCGUCAGUCCUGGCUUCCUGGCGGGCAGCGGGCAGGUGACGGUAAAUUUCGAGGCGCUAGGGGUGGAGCCGCCUCCAGAACCUUCCGACCUGCCCGACUCGUUCUUUUCGUCGUUUGCGUCUCGCCAGGAUGAACCUUCAGGUGCCCCUUCAGGGCAGGCAGCAGAGUACAAUGAUGGAGAUUUUGUGCUGACACGGAGAUUCGAACCCAUGACCUCUGCAUCCAACCCUGCAGCUGCCUCUGCCCCUGCUGACGGCCCCGAACACACUCCACAACCCCUCAACUCUUCUUCUUCUGCACAGCCACGCCACUCCUCUCCUUCUCCACAAACCGUUGACUCCUCUCCUGCUCCUCAGCCCCGCAUGUCUGCCCCUCAGGCGUCCCUGCCCACUAGUUCCGUCCCCCUCAUCCCCCCUCCCAGCCCCACACCUGACAGUGCGACGGUGACUGCUUCUGCCCCUGUUGCUCCAGCCCUUGUUCCCUCUGCCCCUGCCACUGCCUCUGGCGGAUCUGCCCCUGCCGUUACCUCUGAAUGUGAACCUGAACCUGCCGCUGCCUCUGGUGCUGGAGGCCUGGGAGCUGCUGCUGUUAUGGGUGCAGGCGCUGCUGCUGAAGGGAGUUCUGUGAGCACAGACGCAGAAGCAGAAGCGGAUGCGGAGUGGCACGAGGUGCCUCUGUCAAACGACUCCACCCAUGCUGCUGCUUCACGCGCCCGCUUGCACGCCCACGCCCGGGCGGCGCUCUCGUCGUUUUCCGCGUUUUUCACGUUUCUCGUCGCGCUGGCUUCGUCCGUGCUGCUCUAUGUGAGGAGUUGGUCCCCGGGAGCGACGAAUUCGGUCGGGAUGACUAUUCUCGCGUGGACACUUCCUUUGCUUAUGAUUCAAGAGUUAUCGUGUAGCGCGGCCCGCAUUCCACUGUAUUUAUUGAUGGCGGCGAAUGGUGUCGGGUACGCUCUUACGGAGCUUCCGAGCUUUGCCUCGUUGGUGUCUGCAUCGGAGAGUGAGGAAGACGAGGAGGUGAAUCUGCUUGAUAGUGGGUAUGCGCGGAGCAGCUCAUAUGGGGAACGGAGUGGAGGAGAAAAGCAUAUCGAUGUGGCGGUGUUGGUUGCGUUGUACAACGGUGCGGGUGUGCUGGGGUAUGCGUUUGGUCCGUUGUUGUCUACUGCGCUUGCUUCCAAGCUCCCGGCUUUUUGGGUGAUGGUGUGUGUGUCUGGAUUCCUGUGGCUGGUUCGCAAGGAGGGCACACAGCGGUGGCACACGCUGCGAGACGUGCUCGACCUUCGACAGCUGCUGCGCGCGCGGAAACACGGGCAGGCGCCCCCUGAUGCCUCAGCGACAGCAUCAGCAGGAACCCCUUCACGGACAGCAGUGUCCUUGGAGGCCGCCACUGCCGCGUCAGCAGCUGCGUUGGCGGGGAUCUCUCCGCGGCGAGACGGGUCCCCUGCUGCCGCCACGUCAGCCGCCGCGUCAGCAGCCGUGCCAGUUGUCAGCCUGAUCUCCGCAGACGACCCAAUCACGAAUCUGUUCAAGACGCCCGGACAGGAGUGGUUCUACGUGGACAUGCACGGGGAUGUGCAGGGGCCCUUCAGCUCGCAGAAGAUGCAGCGCUGGUGGACCAACCCCCUCUAUAAGGACCACUUCUCCUCGUUAAAGUGCCGCAGAGGGCACCAUGGCGAGUUCCGCCUGCUGCCUGAAAUAGCAGAGGAGGCGGCAGCAAGAGGGCCCCCUCCGGAAUCACCCAAGCAACUUGGGUAUAGAGACCCUGGCAGCGCGGGGAAGAAGGCUCCAAAGAGUGAGAGAUAUGUGCGGUCGGGGUCAAGGAAGGAGGAGAGCGAUCUGGUCAAGGAGGUGGAGGAGCUGAAGCAGCAGGUGGAGCGACUGGAGGUGGAUAACGAGGGGCUGCGGAACUCGCAGGAGGACACCUUCAUUCUGCGCAUGCAAGUGGAACGCUUGUUGAGGGAGAAAGCAGAGCUAGCACGGGAAGUGACGAUGCUGAAGAGGGAGAAGGAGUCUCUCCAGGAGCUGCUGCAGUACGCGCAGCAGUUUGACAUUGCGGACGAGGGCGUGGCUGAUGAGCUGAUAGCGGGCGAGGAGGGCGAGGGCAUGGGCCGGAACGAGUGGGGGGCGGGCGAGGGGGACCGGGCCACAGAGGAGUGGUUUCAGAUGCUCGAGGCUGCCUCUCAUAAAAACCCCAGCGGCUUAGAGGAGAAUUAA
Molecule: messenger RNA, 3603 nt
Organism: Closterium sp. Naga37s-1
Lineage: Eukaryota; Viridiplantae; Streptophyta; Zygnematophyceae; Desmidiales; Closteriaceae
Source: the annotation of a GenBank genome assembly